Molecule: messenger RNA, 924 nt
Organism: Fusarium mangiferae
Lineage: Eukaryota; Fungi; Ascomycota; Sordariomycetes; Hypocreales; Nectriaceae
Exons: 3
Coding region: 1-924 (307 amino acids)
Source: RefSeq, a predicted model, not a curated record
AUGCUCCGACUUCAACCUACGACGAUCAAGAUAGCCACACGCGAUAUUAGCGACGCUGAGCGCCGAAGCCGCUACAGGAAGCACCUAAUCAGUCGCCAGAAGGUCGAUAAAAGACGCGAUGAUCUCAUCCAGCAUGAUCAAGAAGCUGUACUUGAAGAUGCCCUCAACUCCAGGAUCGUAACACCAACCACUGACUCUAGCAUUGGACACGACACGCCAGGUUCAGAUGGUAGAAACGAGUCAGACGGUGAAGAGGAAUUAGGAACACGAGUUCCCCAGCUAGACUACGGUACCGCCAGUUCCGAGGAGACCACCUACAGGGACGUUGAUCAUGGCAUCAACCGCCUGCACCGACAACCAGACCAACAUCGACUUCCUUUCCGCCCGCGGCAAAGCUUGGAUGACUAUGGAGAUGCGGAUACCGCGCCCGCCCACACGCAACCGUACGAUAAUGGUAGGGAUGGUUCCGUGACGGAUGAGGAUGAACGCGACACGAUAGAACAACUUUUGGCAGCAACUCUGGACGGAUCAACGUAUGAAACGGAAGAAGUUAACGACGACCUCUCGCAGAGCCUGGGAGAAGUUGUAGAAACCCCCGAAGAUGCUGGUGAGCUUUCAAUCUCACCGGCUGACGAAGGGUUUGAGCCUAUGACACCCCAAAGAUAUUUUCCUGUUUACAGUGAUCGCCUGUCCGUUGAAGAACAACCCCAAACUCCAAGACAGCUUCCAGAAGCGCGCCAUCAAAGCAGGUUUGAUGGAGCUUACACGGCGCCAGUUCGAGGACGGCGAGUGAGAGUCGAAAUUGACGACGCACCAGUGACAGUAAGGAGAAGGCGUGCUGGACGCAAUACUAGCCUAGUAGGGUUGAGAACACCAGGAUUUCAGGGUUUGUAUGGAGGCAGUGAGAACGCCGACGAUGUGUAA